This is a messenger RNA of Schistosoma margrebowiei, 2118 nucleotides long. The record is from the annotation of a GenBank genome assembly. Lineage: Eukaryota; Metazoa; Platyhelminthes; Trematoda; Strigeidida; Schistosomatidae.
AUGGACUGUGGUAACAGCUUCAAGAUAAAUUUGGAACAUUCUUCAGAAAAUCCUCUUGUUUGUUCAGUAUGUUCAGGUCGUGAAGUAUUUGGUAUAUUACCUGCUUGUCUGCAUGUAGUAUGUGUAACAUGUGCAGAAUAUAUGCGUAAGGAUGAUGUAUACCGUUGCAUUUUAUGCAAAGAAUCAAGCCAAAAGAUUAUCAGUAAUCCUAACAUUUGUAAUUCCGAAAACACCAAUAAGUCACCCACAUGUAAUUGGUGCCAUGACAAUGGAGAACAGACGAAAUCAAUCGGACAUUGCGAAGAUUGUGACAUAUGGUUAUGUGGAGAAUGCCUAAAGGGUCAUAACAGAAUGCCUCCAUUACGUAACCAUAACAUCACACUGCUUUCAAAAAGCGAACAUCUAGGCUCACUACGAUGUGAAGCACAUCCGAACGAAGCACUAGAAUGCUUCUGUGAGGCUUGUGGAGUAUUAACUUGUCGUGACUGUCAGCUAUCAGUUCACAGAGAUCAUGGAAGCCAUCGGUGGGUUGGAGAAAAAGCUGUUCAACUAAAGGCUCCUUUAGAAGAGGGCAUUCAAAACCUCAAAGAAUCAGGAAAAAAACUAUCUUCUGCCUUACUUUGUGCUACUAGCGCUCGUACUUGCAUGGAGGACAGCUUCAUAUUCAGUGUGGAAAAAGCUCGUCAAGAUAUCAAGUCACGGACGUCUUCCCUCAUUGAUUGCAUUCAAAAUCGUUCUGAAUGCCUCUUGAAUGAACUUGACAAAAAGGCAGAUACAUAUAUUGGUCGACUACAGGAGACGGAGAAUUUGAUACGUAAGCUCCAGGAACAGAUAAAUUUUGCGUCGGCAUUUUCCAGUCAUCUCAUUCAAAAUGUAGACAAUGAUCCUGCUAGCUUAGUGCAGUUGUAUGAAACUGUCAAACUUCGACUUGAUUUGCUUCAAAUACUGUCUGAACAAGUUUUGAGUGACUCGCCGUCCGUAAUUGAUUCAUUGGAUCAAAAACUGAAAGAUCGAGUUAAACAGUCCAGUUUAUGGUCUGAAAAUGUUAUUGGCUGGCAUACUAUGGUCAAUACACGAGCAUUGUUUCUUGGCACCUGGGAUGCUGAGGAAUUAUGUCGAUAUUCUGGAACAAUAGCAUGGUUACCCAAACAAGCUAAAAAUACCUUUUCUCUCAAGGACAAUAAUCAAACAUUUGGCAGUCAGGUAGUUGUAAAGACAGAAAAUGGAUUAUCGAAAAAUAAUGACUUUGCAAGUAAUCAACUGUCUGCUGAUACGAAUGAUUUUCUGGAUUCUCUAGCAGAAUUGGAUGGUGAUAAAUGGACAUGUGGAGAAGCUAAUGGUGAAUCUAAUUCUUCUCCAGUAGGAUGUGCUAUCUGUUUUGGAGUUGGAUUACUCGCACACUGUGGGCGUUGUAACCGGGCAUAUCAUUUGGAUUGUCAUUUGCCUCGGAUAAACAGUAUUUCAUUAACACCUAGUUGGGUUUGUGGUCUAUGCGCCGACGAUGAGGUUGAUUCAGCUGUUCAUGUUGAGCAAGCAGUAAAUGGAAGGUUUUCUCGCAGUGAUUAUCUAGCAGGGUGUCGAAUUUUAAUGGGUUUGCUAGUUCACGAAGAAGCUGUUCAUUUUACUGCAUCGGUUUGUCCAGCAUGUUCGGUUCCGCUUCUAUCUACUAGUCAAUCCAUGCCUCAUUGUCCUGAGGGUCAUCUUUAUCAUCGUCUUGCAGAACUUCGGUUAUACUUAGAAGAAGCAGCUUCCACUCCAAAUGGUCGUUCAGAUACAUAUUCCAAUCCUUAUUCAGACAGUAAUCAAUGUCAUUUCACUUGCCUAAGUGAUUGGCUCAUAGAGGUAGAUAAAUUUUGGUCAGAUGCUGCUAAAGAAACUAAUAUUCGUGGCUCCACUAAGGGGUGUCUACAAGCAGCACGUCGGCUUCGUUCUCGUCUAAACUCACUUGUUCGUGAACAUCGACCGGACUGUGAAGCUAUUUUAUCGGGCAAAACAAUAGCUAAUGAUUUGAUCAGCGAACCACUUAGUAAUAACCCAUCUGUUGUAGAUAACUAUGUACCAGAGCCGUAUGCAUUGAAUACAUCUCCCGUUCCUGUGAAAAACGAAGUUAGUGAAUAA